Molecule: messenger RNA, 3450 nt
Organism: Topomyia yanbarensis
Lineage: Eukaryota; Metazoa; Arthropoda; Insecta; Diptera; Culicidae
Product: helicase domino-like
Exons: 3
Coding region: 1-2679 (892 amino acids)
Cellular component (GO): Swr1 complex
Molecular function (GO): ATP hydrolysis activity; histone binding
Source: RefSeq, a predicted model, not a curated record
AUGUCCUCAUACUACGAAACCGCUAUACUGUUACUGAGGCUGGAACUAGUGUUGUCCGCUUAUGUGGAACAUCGUGCGCAAACGCUAUGCUUGUCGAAGCGGCUUAUAGAGGAAAUCGAUAGCACCCCAGAGCUUCCACCGCGCUGUCCAACGGGAAGACUGAAAGUGCACGUCCGAGUGCCUAAUCAAACGGUACAGGAAACUAUCAGUAGCAGCACUGGCGUGAGAGUUGGUACCAGUCCAGCAAUGAAGACUGAAGGAACGCGCUUUGUUCCGAUUGUAAAUUCGUCACUAGUAGAUAGGAAACCCUUGAUCGAAGAAAUCAGUUCGCAACCAGUGGCAGCGACAACGAUUCAGUUAGACGAUUCUCAGUCGUCGAAUGUUAAUUUACGAAAACGAUGUGAUAUGACUAGUGGUAGUAAUAUUAGUAGUAAUAGUAAUAACAGUAGUAAUACUACGAGUAACCGAGUUGGUGCUGGGCACGUUGCACAAAUAGUGCACACAACCGCUGGAAGGCAAAUCAUUUUAACAACCAAUACUAGUGGGCAAGUAUCGGGUACUACGGGCACUACGCUACUGACGGCUAGCGGACAGCCCAGCGUAGAAGAAUCUCGUAAAGAACGAAGAGGUCAAAUUUUGGAACUGCUCGGUGGAUGGAAUCAGAAGCGCUGUGAUUCUGCACCUAUAUAUGGGGAAGAUUUGCGUGAAUCUGUUAGCAGAAUUUGCGGUGAAAGCUUUACGGAUGUUAAUUCGGUUCCCAUAACUUCUAUCGGCAGCUAUUACUGCGCGGAAGCACUUCAAAAUCCAAGCAUGAGCCUUUCGUUUGCCAUCAAGACUAUUCAGCAACGAACUGAAAACUUUCGUUCGUUGUUGAAUAAUUUCGUCAUUUACGUACCUGCUGUUUGUGCCCCUGCACCUAGUCUCCAUAUAUCGCACCCACAUCCGUCUCGUUAUAACGAGGAAAGAGAAACAGACAAAGAGAUUCAGUUGACACUCAAAUCCACCCUGAGGAUGCUUCAUCCGAUCAUCUCGGCGAUGAGUACGCAGUUCCCCGAUCCUCGCCUGAUCCAAUAUGACUGUGGUAAGCUGCAAACCUUGGACCGAUUGCUGAAACAGCUCAAAUCGGGCGGUCAUCGAGUUAUAAAAAAUUAUUAUCAUGGUCAUAUUUAUCUGCGUUUGGACGGUACGACCAAAGUUGAACAGAGACAGCUUUUGAUGGAACGAUUCAAUGGUGAUAAGCGUAUGUUUGUGUUUAUUCUUUCCACUCGAUCCGGCGGAGUUGGUAUCAAUCUGACCGGUGCGGAUACUGUGAUAUUUUACGAUUCUGACUGGAAUCCUACCAUGGAUGCACAAGCACAAGAUCGGUGUCAUCGGAUCGGACAGACGAGAUAUGUCCAUAUAUACCGUCUGGUCAGUGAGAAGACCAUCGAGGAGAACAUCCUUAAGAAGGCCAACCAGAAGCGUAUGCUCGGUGAUUUGGCAAUAGAGGGUGGUAAUUUUACUACUGCCUAUUUUAAAAGUACCACCAUCCAGGAUCUUUUUGCGGUUGACAAUGUUGAGGAAGAUGCGUCCGCACGGCUAGCUGAAGUUAUCGAGAGAGAAAAAGAGCGCAAAGAACGUCUUCAGCAGAGUUUAGCUGUUGCUAGUACCUCGGCUAGCAAUAAUAGCGCUGCUGGAUCCGCCUCAAGUGCUCCACUGGAAGAAACCAAGUCGGCUAUUAAUGUAUUCGAAUCUGCGCUUGCUGCAGCUGAAGACGACCAAGACGUACAAGCAGCCAAAUUUGCUAAAGCAGAAGCAUCCGCUGAUUUGGAAGAAUUCGAUGAAAAUAUCCCGAUAGAUCAAGAACUGCGCGAGCGAGAACCAGAAAUGAGCAAGGCCGAGAAGGAGGUUCAAAAUCUUAUUAGUCAGCUAAGUCCCAUCGAAAGGUACGCUAUGCGUUUCGUGGAAGACACGGAAGGUACUUGGACUGCCAUUCGGUUAAAGGCUGUCGAGGCGGAGAUAGAGCAGCAGAAGCGCGGCUGGGAAGCCAACCGGUUGGCACAACAGAAACGAGAAGAGGAAGCAGCUCGCCAACAGGAAGCCGAAGAGAACGAUUUACUGACGUUCUCUCGCGAGGAUGCCCAGAAUCAGGUUAAUAAAUCUAGCUCUAAAUUUAAUUCUAGCUUUACUGGAGGUAAACUGAACAAUAAUAAUGUUAGUCGAGAGGGCAAAAAAAUUAUCCAACGAAGGGUUGCACUGGUAAAAAAUUCUCACAAAGGUUUAUUGGGUAAACGGAAGGAAUCGGUCAAAGAGGUGAAUGAAAGGGGAAACUGUAGGGCCAGGAGCAAAUCAGUCCCACCUUCUAUGGCUAGUAAAAAAGCUAGGAGAUUAGCAAUUUCGAAGCAAAGCGAACAAUCAUCGAAUUCCGUACUCAGAAAAAGAAGGGAAAGUGCACAUAACAAUAAUGUUAAGUCAGUAGAUGCUCCCAAGAAACGGUUGAAGAAAAGUCCAGGAAAGCGAAAUGCUAGCUAUAACGAACAUAAGGACAGGAGAACUGGCGAUUCUGAGUCAUUGAAAAAUGACGAAACAGUGAAAGAGGCUAAGUGUAGUGAAGAAUUUGAUAGUGAAUGUAGCUUGGAUGUAAUGAUCGAUUCGAAUGAUGCGCCGGACUCGGAUUCAAACCAGAUGUAUAAUUAUUAAUCAUCUCAGGACGAUGAAUCCGGCAGUCAAAGUCAAGACGACGUUGAUCACAAAAUAGCGAACAAAUCAGCUUCUUAUGUGAAGUUGUCUGAAAGCGGUACAGGCGAAGAUACGGCCAGCACGCCACGCACGAGAUCUCGUGGUUCGGUUAAGAUCAAUUUAUGGACUUUAGAUGACAGCCCCAUCCUUCCAGCUAUCAAAAGGCCUAGAACAGCAGAUAAUUCUAGGAGUAGGAAAAAUACAUCGUCAGAACAUCAUACGCACAGUAAUGAAAUCCAUUCACAAGAAAAAUUUUCAGUUUUGCUUAAUGAAACAACAAAAACGAUCGAAGACAGUGCAAAUGACGUGGAUGAGAGCACAAACCCAGCGAACGACACAGUCGAUAUUAGUGACAGUGUAGAAACAAAUGUGUGCGACACUAUCAAAGAACUGAAAAUUAUUGUCACCGAUGUGAAACAAAUGAAGCAUGCUAAAGUGUUGGAUGGAUUUUCAACAGCACAUCGAACACCUUCGCCAAAAUCUAGGAAGAUGAAAAGGCCCUGUCCAAAGUCGGCUAAUAAUCGCACACUAGACAGUUGGGUAUCUAAGACGUUGAGAACAAGUACCACAACCAGCGAGAAUCUGAUUCCAACAACAAAUGAUAAAGCCUCUUUGCAGAGCGGGCGAACGACACGUGCGUCGGCUAAAGUAGAAGGGAUUGGACCUAUUGAGAAUGGUGAAGCGUGAAUUUGACAGCUUUGUUAGUCAGUUUGUAUAUAUGAGAGAGUGACA